This is a messenger RNA of Hemisphaericaspora subhashii, 1095 nucleotides long. RefSeq names its product 8-oxo-dGTP diphosphatase (gene PCD1). Gene Ontology annotation, molecular function: acetyl-CoA hydrolase activity; coenzyme A diphosphatase activity. Gene Ontology annotation, biological process: coenzyme A catabolic process. The transcript has a single exon. Bases 1 to 1095 code for a protein of 364 amino acids. Lineage: Eukaryota; Fungi; Ascomycota; Pichiomycetes; Serinales; Debaryomycetaceae. The record is from RefSeq and is a predicted model, not a curated record.
AUGACUAAAUAUAAUGAGAUAACACUCCUUGAAAAUAUUCGUAAUUAUCUUCCAGUAUAUUAUCAAAAUCAAUCACAUUCAAUAUGGCAUAAAUUACCAGUAUCAAGAAGAUCAGCAGUAUUUGUAUUAUUAUUCUUAGGUAAUCUAGGUGAAUUAAGAGUCAUCCUUACCAAAAGAUCAUCAAAACUACGUAGUUUCCCUGGUCAUAUAUCAUUACCUGGUGGUAAAGCAGAUAGUAGUCAAGAAGAUGAAUGGACAGUAUCACGUCGAGAAAUGCAUGAAGAAAUCGGACUUUCUUCAAAUAAUUCAGAAUUAUUAGCCAAACAUGGUUUUCAAAUUGAUCAUUUAAAUGUGUUACCCAGUUAUUUAUCAAGAACAUUUUCGGCAGUUAGACCAUGUAUUGGAUUUAUGAAUUUUCAACAACAUAAUGAUUUAAUUAAACAUUUAAAUUUGCAACUUAAUCCUGGUGAAAGUUCUUCAAUAUUUUCAUGUCCACUUCGAGACUUCUUAUAUCCUAUAGUUGAUGAAACUCCACUUGAAAGUUUAGAACGUGUAAGUUAUAAAGUUAAAUGGGGUGGAAUCCCUUGGGAUUUACGUUCUUAUACAUUUUUACAAAAUAGUGAACAUGAAGUUGAAUGGUUAAAAGAUAUUAAAGAUUUAUCAUGUUCUGAAGAAGAAUCAGAAUUAGAUUUAAGAUUAGGUGAUGAAUUGGAUUCAAUAGAUAAAGGAAGAGUUACACCACCAAAUAUAAUACCAAAAGUUUCCAAAAAGAAAAAUUUACAAAAAUGGGGUAGAUUAGGAGCAAGAAAAGAUGAAAUGACUCAAGAAAGAAUUUAUGAUGUUUGGGGUUUAACUGCUAAUAUAUUACAUGAUUUAGCUGAAAUUGUAUAUUUAGGUGGAACCGAAAGACAUAUUGGAUCAGAAGAAAUGAUUUAUGGAAUUCAUGAAUUUGGUAAUCAAAUGAAAGAAAGAAAAAGAUCAGAUGAAGAAAUUAAAUUGAUUCAUGCUACUCAUACUGAAGAAACUGGAUUUGGAUUUAAUUCAUUAUUACCUGAUGGAGAAUUUAACCGAUUGAAAACUAUUUACAAAUUUUAA